Molecule: messenger RNA, 5657 nt
Organism: Ceratosolen solmsi marchali
Lineage: Eukaryota; Metazoa; Arthropoda; Insecta; Hymenoptera; Agaonidae
Gene: cut
Product: homeobox protein, cut
Biological process (GO): regulation of transcription by RNA polymerase II
Cellular component (GO): nucleus
Molecular function (GO): DNA-binding transcription factor activity, RNA polymerase II-specific; RNA polymerase II transcription regulatory region sequence-specific DNA binding
Source: RefSeq, a predicted model, not a curated record
UAUAAUUUAAAGAAAUCGAGGAAGGCAGAAAGAGGAGAUAAGUUGAGAAGGAUAGAGGGGAAGGCUCUGUUGUGGAUGAGCCGCGGCGAUGCCACGUUUCCGGGUACGUUCGCGAUACCGGUACCCGUUGGUGAUUGUGCUGCAGGCGAGCGAGGAGAGUUCGUAGAUAGCCGACCAGGGCGAGAAACACUUACGGGCACAGCCGGGCUGAUUGAAGGCCGAACUCGCCCUACGAGUUAAUAAACGCCGGCGGAGGAAGAAAGGAAGCGCGCGCGCGCGCCAACUCGGCCACUGAGAGACUCUGGAGGCGCGAUCCGGUGAUCGCGAUUCCGCGGGCCGAGGAGCCACCAAGAGGAAGACGGGGGUGACCGGCGGAGUGGUUUCGGGCACGUCGAGUAAGCACGAAGCCGCCAAAGUGGCUUCGUCACUGGGGCUCCAGGGGCCUGCUGCGCCGAUCGGGGCCCAGUUACUCCAGGCAUCAGCGGCAGCCGGUGCAGUCCCCCAGGAGGAUCAUGCGAGCGCGACCAUUUAUCACGCGAACUUGCUAGCCGGGACCAGCGGUAACGUGCAAGCGGCCCUCCAGCAGCCGGCCGCUCUUCUCACCUCACUGGACCCGGCGGCCACCCUGGCCAGCAUGCAGGCCUCCGCCGAGGCCAGCUCCCUCGAUCUUCAGACAAUGCAGUCGAUGGAGCGGCUCUUCAAGAACGAGCGCAUCUACCUGCUCGCGCAUUUCUGGCAACAGAGGGCUACAUUGGCGGAAAAGGAGCUUUCGGCGUUAAAAGAGAAGCUCGCUGCACAUAACGAUGGGAAUUCCAAGACUGAGGGGCAACUAUUGUCCCAGAAUGCUCAGAGCGCCGAGCAGACUCAAGACGCCAAUAAUCCGAGGCGGACGCCCAAUAGCAGUCACGAGCAGGAACUGCAGGCCAAGGACAGAGAGAUCGGUCAGUUGAGGGAUGAAGUGUCGAGGCUGCAGAUCAGCCUGCAGCGCCUCCAGGAGACGAGCGCUCAGGCGACCGCUCGCCUCGAGGAGGAAUUAGAGGCGCGCAGACAACACAUCAGUCGACUCGAGAUCAAGCUCGACAAGCAAAAGGACUACGAGGAUCUGAAGCGUGAGAUCAGUGUCCUUCGGUCCGUUGAUCUAUCGCAAAUACCUACCGGCGAGCCCGGCAAAAGUCUCGAGCAGGUGCUUAUGGAGCGCUCGAAAGCCCUGCAGCAAGCCGAGACCUUAAAGCCGCCAACCACACCCGACGCUCUCGGUGGACUAUCGUCACCUCUGCAACGGGCCGCGACCGCUUCGCCCCACGGUGCAGUUAUUGCGCCUCUAUCCUCUUCCCUCGUGUCCUCCCAGCCGUCGCUUCCCAGUCGUUCAACCCCCACUCCCUCCUCAGUCGCCCCUUCGACGACAUCGUCGCUCCUCUUCCCUCCGCCCCUGCAAAACGUCGAGACUUUUGGCUCGUUUCUCGGCGAGGAAAUUGUCGCUAACUGGAGGCGAUCCCUGGAGAGAUCGUUCAUGAGUCAGCAGCAGCAGCAACAGCAACAAACAACAUCAGCAACAACAACAACAACAACAACAGCAGCAGCAGCAACACAACAACAGCAGCUUCAACAGCCGACGUCCCAAACCUCUACUAUCGGUCUACAUUCGGCCAGUUCGACGCCCGGUAGUCUCAACCACCUUCCGUCGCCAACAGAUCCGAUCUCCUCGUCGAGUACACCCGCUAAAUCGAGCACACCUCUGGGUAGCAGCGCCGCAGCCCUCGAUUCCGCGGAGAAAGCAACUACGCCCGUCUCUGGCCACGAGACCCCGGCACCACCCACGCCUUCCUCCACGACGACCCUCACUUCACCGCCAAUCCUUCAGCCGCCGUCCUCCAUUGUUGAUUCGAUCUCGAUGAAUGGACCUAUUACGACCUCCUCGACGGCGCCGCCACCCAAGAGCCCGGCCGAAGAAUCCGGCUGCCAUAACAACAACAACAACAGCCAUCAUCUGGCGAAUAACAACAUCGGCAGUCUCAGCGUCCUGGAUAGUCUCAAGAGUCCUUUUCGCUUCGACGAACGCUCGCAUCCAUUCAGAUUUGGCGACGAAUUCGGGGCGGCCGGUAUGGCCGGAAGACUCGGAGAAUCGCUCAUCCCCAAGGGUGAUCCGAUGGAGGCUAGGCUCCAAGAGAUGCUGCGCUACAAUAUGGACAAGUAUGCCUCGCAGAACCUCGAUACGUUGCAUAUUGCAAGGCGGGUACGUGAACUUCUCUCGAUACAUAAUAUCGGUCAGCGACUCUUCGCCAAGUACGUGCUGGGCUUGAGUCAGGGCACAGUGAGCGAAUUGCUGAGUAAACCGAAGCCCUGGGACAAGUUGACGGAGAAAGGUCGCGACAGCUAUAGAAAAAUGCAUGGGUGGGCCUGUGACGACAACGCCGUACUGCUGCUUAAAUCCCUCAUACCCAAGAAAGAGUAUGUUUCAGGCAAGGAGCAGGGAAUGCCGGCUUUUGCGCGCGGCCCCCAGGAGGGCGCCUGCCCCGGCGGUAAUGGCAACAGCAACAGCGGCAUCGGGGUAGGCGGCGCGGUCUCGGGCCCGACUCAGGAUUUGAGCGAGGAGCGCAUCGCGCACAUGCUCUCGGAGUCCGGGCACAUGCAGCUGAGCAGGCAGAGCGAAGCUGACACGUCGAACGACGCGGACAGCAAGAGCCCGAGCCGGCUGAACUGCCCGAGUCCCUUCGGCAAGGACCGCAGCAUGGACAGUCAGAGCAGGAGACUGAAGAAGUACGAGAACGAUGACAUUCCGCAAGAGAAGGUGGCGAGGAUCUAUCAGGAGGAACUUGCUAAGAUAAUGGGCCGGAGGGUCGAGGAUAUGCGCGGCCCGCGGGACUUCCCCACGAGCGCGAUGUUUCCGCAUUUUUUCAGCGGCCAGAAUCUCCAGGGUAUGGAGCGCACGCAGGAGGAGAUCCGCAUGGCCCUCGACGCCUACCAUCGCGAGCUUCAGAAGCUGAAUGUGGCCCAGGGUCUGCCCUACCCGCCUCAGAUAUCGGGCCUCCUGGCGCUUCAGCAGCAUGCGAUCCAGCAGCACCAGUUGGCGACGAACGGUGGGGCUGGGCCCGGGGCAGGUUCGGCCGCGGCAGCCGCCGCAGCCGCCGCAGCCGCAGCCGCCGCCGCGGCAGCUCAAGACCUGAGCCUCGGCAACAUCCUCCGCAGUAAGAUGAUCAAUGGCGUGUCCGAGGAGGAAAAGGAGAAGAUGGAGGAGGCGAUGAGGCACGCGGGCAGCGCCUUCUCCUUGGUAAAGCCGAAGCAGGAGCCGAGCGGCGCCCAGUCGACCCCCGGGGGUUCGAGCGCCAGCUCACCUCUUGGCAACUCGAUCCUGCCCCCAGCGAUGACGCCGAGCGAGGAGUUCGCCGGCACGGCCGCAGCCAGUCCACUGCAGAGGAUGGCAUCGAUCACCAACAGCCUCAUCAGUCAACCGUCCACGCCGACCCACCACUCGGCCAACCAGAGACCGCUCAAGGCCGUACUCCCACCGAUUACCCAGCAGCAGUUCGACAUUUACAAUAACCUCAACACCGAGGAUAUUGUCAAGAGGGUAAAGGAGCAGCUUUCUCAGUACUCGAUCUCCCAGCGCCUGUUUGGCGAAUCCGUCCUGGGGCUGUCACAGGGAUCCGUAUCGGAUCUCCUCGCACGACCUAAGCCCUGGCACAUGCUUACCCAAAAGGGCCGCGAACCCUUUAUUCGCAUGAAGAUGUUCCUCGAGGACGAUAAUGCCGUACACAAGCUCGUGGCUAGCCAAUACAAGAUCGCACCGGAGAAGCUCAUGAGGACCGGCGGCUACGGCGGCCUGCCUCGUAAGUUUAACUCAGCGUGUGGAACGCCGAUGAAACCUAUGCCCCCGACCAAGUUGGUUCAGGAACAACUGCAAAAUGCAGCGAAAGCUCAGGCUGCACAGGCCGCAGCCCAGGCCGCGGCCGCUGCUCAGCAUCAGCAGGAGAGCCAAAUGCAGCUUGGACCACCUCAGCAGAGUCCUCAGCAUGCGGUCCAUCCGCAACAGUCGCCGAUGAUGUUGACGCCACCGGGUGCCAUCCUUCCUCACGCGCAGCUCAGCAUACAGGAGCUACAAAAAAAACAGCAGCAACAACAGCAGCAGCAUCAAACGCCCCAGAUAAACCUGCACUCGCCUCAUCAUCAGAUGGCGCCCUCGCCUCUGCGUGCCCUGCACCCACACAUCUCGCCGAGCGUAUACGAAAUGGCCGCGCUUACCCAAGAUCUCGACACGCAAACCAUCACGACGAAAAUCAAGGAGGCGCUCCUCGCUAACAACAUCGGCCAGAAGAUCUUCGGCGAGGCGGUUCUUGGACUAUCCCAGGGCUCGGUGAGCGAGCUGCUCAGCAAGCCCAAGCCCUGGCAUAUGCUCAGCAUCAAGGGCCGCGAGCCCUUCAUUCGUAUGCAGCUGUGGCUGUCGGACGCCCACAACGUCGACAGACUGCAGGCGCUGAAGAACGAGCGGCGCGAGGCUAACAAGAAGAGGCGCAGCAGCGGCCCCGGCCACGACAACAGCUCCGACACCUCGAGCAACGACACCGCCGAGUUCUACCACGCGGCCUCGCCCGGCCCCGGACCGACCUCCGCCAAAAAGCAGCGCGUCCUCUUUACCGAAGAGCAGAAGGAGGCGCUGCGGCUUGCGUUCGCCCUCGACCCUUACCCCAACGUCGCGACGAUCGAGUUCCUCGCGAGCGAGCUCGGCCUCUCCUCCCGGACGAUAACAAACUGGUUCCACAACCACCGCAUGAGACUGAAGCAACAACCGCCCCACGGCCAACCGGAGCCCCAGUCGCCGCGGGAGCCCGGCCAGCCUUUCGAUCCCGUACAGUUUCGACUGCUCCUCAACCAAAGACUGCUGGACAUCCAGAAAGAGAGACUGGGCCUGGGCAGCGUCCCUCUCACCUAUCCGCCCUACUUCAAUCCGAACCUCGCAGCCCUCGUCGGCAGCGCCUUCAAGGAGCAGUGUUCCGGCCUCGACCUCUCAAUGGGCUCGCUCAAACGCGAGCCCAAUCAGGAGUUUGAGGACGAGGACGCCGAGGACGCGAUGAGCAAUCUCGGUAGCGAGGACUCGGAGGGCUCCACGAGCAGCAUGAAGCGCGAGCCGACGGAGAUGCCCGUGCCGGCCAAUACCUCAAGGUCGAAUAGGCGGAAGCCCGCCGCGCCCCAGUGGGUGAACCCGGAGUGGCAAGAGCCCGCGAGAACGGGAGACGAAGUCAUUAUCAACGGUGUGUGCGUGAUGCAGACCGACGACUACGGGGUGAAGCGAGAGGCCGAGGAGACGGUGAGGGUCGAGCCGACUCCGGUACAGGACCGCUACGAAGAGGACGCCCAGAGCGACGUGUCUUCGGUCUCGGCGGCCAAUGCCCCCGAUCGGGACAGUCCGUCGCUCAGCCUCAAGUCCGCGCGGGAUAGUCCGGCCACGUCGCCGAGGCCACCCUCGGCCAGCCAGCACGCGCCUCAAGCCCUCGAUGACAGCCCCAAGGAGGUCGUUAAACACGAGCCCGAGGAGACGUGGGACUAUUAAAGAGACGAACAAUCGAGAGAUUGAAUAGGGAAAACAAGGCGUACGAGCCACAGAAUGAGUCCGAGAGAGAGGAGAGAAAGAGAUUGAGAGAGUGAGAGGGGAGAGUGGUGUG